Molecule: messenger RNA, 1326 nt
Organism: Malassezia pachydermatis
Lineage: Eukaryota; Fungi; Basidiomycota; Malasseziomycetes; Malasseziales; Malasseziaceae
Exons: 1
Coding region: 1-1326 (441 amino acids)
Source: RefSeq, a predicted model, not a curated record
AUGGGCGACGACGCGAACGACGCCGCCGCGCAGGCGAUGAUAGCCGAGUACGACGACGUCCCUGACACGGUGUACGAGGAGGAGGCAGAAAGUGGCACAGGCGAUGAUACGUCGUCAGCCACUGAGGAGCCACCUACGCUGCGCCUCACAUUCCAAGAACAGGAUUUUGCGGUGUUCCCUGCGCAGCAAGAAGAUGGCCCUGUGAUGUACCUUCCAUCCGGGGAAGAGGAUGACGAGGAGGAGAGUGUCGUUGCUGUGUCUGCCCCAGAACUGCCCGUGCCGUCGAGCACGUUUUGGGAGCCACUAGACUCCCUCUUCGCGGCCCUGCGUGUGAAGGAAGCACUGGGUGAGUUUUUGGAGGAGGGCACAGAACUGCACCUCACAUUCCCGGACCUCGACUUGGUAAUUGCCGAGGACAAUGUAUAUGCAAAAGAAGUGACACUGUGCGACAUUUCCCAGCUGGCUUUGGGAUUCCAGCAUCGUGCCAGUCUGCAUGUGGUCGUCUCCGAAGAGCCGCGCUUUAUUACACGCUAUAAUGAGCUAGCUACCAUCCUAGGGGAUGGAUCAGAGGACGACGAGGAGGAGGACGAAGACGCCUCCGUCGAAGACCCGUCGCAGGACGAUGCGCAGGCAGAGAGCGCCGAGGCGGAGGAGGACGCCUCCGUCAAAGACCUGCCGCAGGACGAUGCGCAGGCAGACGAUGCUUCGGCGAGUGAACCUGCCAACGUAGACGGGACCCCCGAGCAGCAGGGACCGCUUCAUGAGGUGGCACACGAGGACGAUGCAGAGGCGUCGUCGGCACAGGUAUACGACACCGAGACACAGGCAGAAGCGUACGUGGCCGACAUCGAGCAGCCGCUGGACGCAGCUCAGACCUCGGCGGCGGAUGAGGCGGCAUCGACGCAGGAAGAAGCACCUCGUGAAGCAGUGCCUGCCUCGGACCUGCCCCAGGACGUGGUUGCGUCGGCGGAGGUGGAGCCAGCCGCGCUGGAAAAAGACACAGGCACUCGAUUGGCAUCGCAUUCACUUGCUCGGGCAGACGCUGGUACAGCUGUGGAAGAAAAGGCGGAGGAGACUGAUGCGCCCUUGAACAAGGCAGAGGAGCCCGCAGGGCAUGCGCAGGCGGCACCCACAGACGCGUCACUAGAGGAAAUGGCGUACGUUGACGAUGAUGCUGCGUUGGAAACUGUGUCGCUUUAUGGCGAGCAAGACCAAGCAGCCUAUGAAGACGACGCGGUAGACUCUGUGUGCGGGAAACGCAGUACACAGGGGGGCGACGCGGAUCUUGCGGCCUCUGACGCAAAGCGGACGAAAGUCGACCAGUAG